This is a messenger RNA of Dermatophagoides farinae (American house dust mite), 2162 nucleotides long. It is a transcript of the gene Nup50, whose product is annotated as nuclear pore complex protein Nup50. The record is from RefSeq and is a predicted model, not a curated record. Gene Ontology annotation, cellular component: nuclear pore. Lineage: Eukaryota; Metazoa; Arthropoda; Arachnida; Sarcoptiformes; Pyroglyphidae.
UCAAAAUCAAAAAAUCGAGGCCAAAGAAAGAAAGAAAAAAAGACAGGCAUUUUUUCAUGUCUUCUGUCUUUUCCAAAUAUAACGCGUGUGUGUGUGUGUUUGUGCGUGUAAGCGCCGGCAUUUUUAUUGAAUAUAUUGGGACGACAACACUGAUUCACAACGUUUUUUUUCUGUUGUUCAACCAAAAAAAAAAAAUCGAAAUCCCACGAAGAAAGUUAUAUAAUUAGGUUCACUCUAUAGAGAUUGUAAUAUUGAUGAUGAUUUGAGUUGUUCAUCACAAAGUGUUGAAAUUUGUUUUUGUUCAUCUCCAUUUUUUUUGAUAUAUAAAUUGCCCAAAAAUUUUUUUUGUUUCUCUGUUUGUGAUUGAUUGUUGUAAAAUAAUGUCCAAACGAACAUCUGAAUAUCAAUUGACUAAAGAUAAUUAUAAUAAUGAUGAUGAUGAUGAUCAUGAUCAUUGUCCAUCAUCAUCAUCAAUUGAUGAUGAAAAACAAACGGCCACUCAAGAAGUAUUGAAAAAUCGUGUAUUAAUUAAAGCUAAACGAAGAAAUUUAGAUUCAUCAUCAUCAUCAUCGUUGGCAACUUCGAAUGUAUUUAGUGGAUUUAAAGGUUUCACAUCAUUUGGUGGUGAUACAAAAUCAUCAUCAUCAAAUUUUACAUUCAAUUUUGGAACAACAACAACCACUGCUGCUGCUACUGCAACAACCACCAUCACUCAAUCUGAUACAAAAAAUUCAACAUUUUCAUUUGGAUCUAAAGACGGAUUUGGUACAAAACAAAAUGGUAAUAAUAUGAAUACCAUUCCAUUGACCACUAAAUCAUCAACUGAAAUGAAAAUGACCACCACAACUGGCACCGAUAGUAAUAGUAAUAGUGGUGGUAGUAAUGGCCAUCCUGAUAAUGAUGAUAAAGAAUCGGAAAUUUUCUUGGCAAAUUUGAAUAAAUUGAAUGAAAGUUUUGUUGAACACAUUUCUCAAUAUACAUCGAAUCCAAAAUCAAUCUAUGAUUUUACAUUAGUUUGUGAAGAAUAUAUUGCAAAAUGUAAAAAACUUCGUGAAAUGUCAUCAUCAUCGUCAUUGUUGGAAUCAGAUACAAAACGGCAAACAUCUGCAGAAAAUACAGAAAAGGAUAAUAAAAAUGUUGGCAUUAAAAAAGGUGAUAAUAAUCAAAAAAUGGUUUCCAAUGAAAAAUUGGAUUCUCAGUCAACCAUGAAAUCAUCAUCAUUUACAAUACCAUCAUUGUCAUCAUCAUCACAAUCAUCAGCCGCUACGACAUUGACAAAGAAAUCAAAUCAAAAUAGUGAGCUAUUUUCGUUUGGUAUUAAAACGGAUAAUUCUUCUGUUAAAGAUGAUAAUGAUGGAAAACAAAGUGGUGGUAAUAAUACAGGAUUUUCAUCAUUAAAAUUUGAUUCCAUAAAAACAUUCGGUAACAAAAAUGAUGGUGAUCAACAACCGAAACUAUCAUUUCCAACUACAUUUCCAAAUCCGAUUUCAACAUCAUUUCCAUCAUUCGGUGAUAGUAAUGUGAAAAAAGUGGAAGAUUCUAAUACUGAAACUACUGGCGAUGAUGGUGAUGGCGAACAUCCACCUAAAGUUCAAUCAUUUGAACAUAAUGAAGAUGAUGCUGUUUAUACGAAAAAGUGUAAAUUGUACUAUAAAAAAAAUGAUAAUUUUGUUGAAAAAGGAUUGGGUUUUCUUUACAUAAAAACACCGAAAAAUACUGAAGAUGAUGAUGAUGGCAGUAGUGGUGGUAGUAAAUCACAAUUAUUGAUUCGUGCCGAUACAAAUAUGGGAACAAUUUUAUUGAAUAUUGCAUUGAUUGAUUCAUUACCAAUAAGUAAAGCCGAUAAAGGAAAAGGUGUUCUUAUUACUUGUGUACCGAAUCCACCAUUAUUAGAAAUGAUCAACAAUAAGAAAAAGAAGAAAAACAAUGAUAAUAAUGAUUCAGUGGAUGAUGCUGAUGUUGAUAAACAAACGGUAACAUUUUUAAUUCGUGUUAAACAAACAGAUUGUGAUGAAUUAUAUGAUAAUCUAAUGAAAUAUAAAAAAACAUAAAACAAAACAUAUAUAUAGGACAUAUAUAAUUUUACCUCAAACAAUAAUCAAUCAACCAUAGUGUGUAAUUUGAAUUUGUUUUUUUUUCUUCACUUUUGUUGUUGAACUUGU